Polypterus senegalus (gray bichir) is the source of this 2814-nucleotide messenger RNA. Its product is annotated as antigen WC1.1-like. Lineage: Eukaryota; Metazoa; Chordata; Cladistia; Polypteriformes; Polypteridae. The coding region runs from base 116 to 2569 and encodes 817 amino acids. The transcript has 16 exons. Gene Ontology annotation, cellular component: membrane. The record is from RefSeq and is a predicted model, not a curated record.
GGUUGCCUUGCUUCUGCUCACACCAGUCUGCUUCUAGGGAAUGAAGAUUAUUCUGGAAGCAUUGGACACAAAGCAUGAAUCAGUUUUGUUUGAGGCAAUGUAAGAAGGUAGUAAUAUGGCAAGGCUGGUGAAGGGACGUGGACCUUGUGAGGGGAGAGUGGAGGUGUUUCACAGUGGAGCAUGGGGUACAGUGUGUGAUGACAACUGGGACAUGCAGGAUGCUGCCGUGGUGUGCAGAGAGCUGGGCUGUGGAAAGGCACUGUCAGCCCUAUCCUUUGCUCACUUUGGACAAGGAACUGGGAGAAUCUGGCAUUAUCACUGCCAUGGACUGGAGUCUACAUUCAGUGAGUGUAGAAGUGCACAAACUACUGGCUGUGAACAUUAUGAAGACGCAAGUGUUGUGUGCUCAGGUACUGGUGCACGUUUAGUGGGUGGCAGCAGCUCCUGCUCUGGGAGACUAGAAGUGCUGCGGGAUAAUAGCUGGAAGAGCAUUUGUGAUGUAAACUUUAAUCAGACGGCAGCUGAGGUUGUCUGUCAGGAAUUGGAAUGUGGAGCUCUAAAAGAAUAUCGAGCAGGAAUGUUUGGUCAAGGAAAAGGUUCAUUUUGGGAGAAAAAGAUUCAGUGCAGAGGAAAUGAAAGAAAGAUUUUUGAUUGUCCAUUCUCUGAGAGUGCAACUCUCUGUACUGAAAGGAACGAUGUUGGCCUUGUUUGUGUUCCUUACAGACUGGUAAAUGGCUCCAACUCCUGUUCUGGUCGAGUUGAGCUUUAUUACGGCAUGCAGUGGGGGACUGUCUGUGAUCGUUACUGGGACCUACAGGAUGCCAGUGUUGUCUGUAACCACUUAGGAUGUGGAUAUGCAAUUGAAGUCCCUGGACAGGCCAGUUUUGGAAAAGGCAGUGGAGAAAUAUGGAGAGAUAAUCUUCAAUGUAAAGGUGAUGAAGCUGACCUGACAAAGUGCCCAGCUCUUGAUUAUGGGAGUGAGGAGUGCACACAUAGGCAUGAUGCUGGAGUUAUUUGCUCUGGUAUCAAUAUGGGCCUACCUUCAAGAUCCAGAAAACCAACUGAAGGCAAUCAGUUUGCCCUCAGGUUAACCAAUGGAACAGGUGUCUGUGAUGGAAGACUGGAGAUAUUCUACAAUGGAUCCUGGGGGACAGUGUGUGAUGAUUCCUGGGACUUACUAGAUGCAAAUGUAGUUUGUAGGCAGCUCCAGUGUGAGACACCUGUAAAUGCCAUAACUCCAGUCUCAUAUGGACCAGGAAGUGGACAUAUUUGGCUGGAUGAUUUGCACUGUCAGGGAAAUGAAUCAUCUCUCUGGGACUGUAGACAUCAAACAUGGGGGCAGCAUAACUGUAGACAUAAGGAAGAUGUAGGAGUAAAUUGUACAGAAUUCAAGAUGCUGAGGUUAACUGAUGGCUGUUCGGGACAACUUCAGGCUUUCUAUAACAACUCAUGGGGCAGCGUCUGUGCAAAUAACAUGGAUAAGGCCACUGCUGCCAUGAUCUGCCAAGAAUUAGGCUGUGGAAAUCUUACCUCUGAUGUUAAAGAAGAAUUAUCAAAACUGGACCCUGAUCCAAAAUGGCUGGACAAAGUCAGAUGUAGAGGACAUGAGGCUUCUAUCUGGCAAUGUCCCUCUUCCCCAUGGGGUAAAAAUGCAUGCACCAGGACUGAAGUGGCAAAACUCUCUUGCACAGAGCCUCUAGAAUUGAGACUGGUUGGAGGAACGAAUAACUGUUCAGGGCGAGUAGAAAUAAUGUAUGGAGACACCUGGGGCACAGUCUGUGAUGACGACUGGGACCUUAAGGAUGUGAAGGUGGUCUGUCGACAGCUUCGCUGUGGAGAAGCUGUGAGUGCAGAACUGGAGUUUGGAGGUGGAAGUGGUGUCAUCUGGCUAAACAAAGUGAAGUGCAGGGGAACUGAAGCUCACUUGUGGGACUGCCAACAUGAACCCCUGGGAAAAAAUGACUGUGUACACAAGGAGGAUGCAGGAGUGAAGUGUACAGGAUUUGCACAGGAUAUCAAGGCUCCAAAAGAAGUCCCCAACAUCAAGGCUUUAAAAGAGCAACCCAUCCUCGUGAUUGUCUGUAUUGUACUUGGAGCUCUUCUCUUCCUCAUAUUAGUCCUGCUGGUUGGGCAGCUUCAAAGAAAUAGGACUUUAAAGAAAGGAAUGGCCAUGGAUGAACUUCUUCCCAACAAUAACGCAGUUUAUGAGGAAAUUGAGUACAAGCUGGCCAGACAGGGAACUUAUGGAGCACCCAGAAAAGGAAGCUUUUUGUCUGAUGAGCUACCAUAUGACUAUGAGGACAUUGAAGAUGACGAUCAAGAUCAUACUCUAGGUAGGAAACUGGCUUCUUUGGAAACGGAUAGCCCUGGCUACUAUGAUGAUACUGCAAUAGAACAAAUUGAAAACCUUCCAGAAAACAUUUCCCAUGAUGAGCUGCUCUACAGUUAUGAUGAUGUCGAAGAACCUUUAGAAAACUCCACAGUAGAUUCUCAUGCUGCUGUGCAGUACCCGUUACCUCCAGAAUACGAUGACAUUGAGGAUGAGGCUGUUGGAGAACAAUCACCCUAACUCUAGACUGUGGUCAGCCCUUUAAUAGUGUGAUGAACAUGUCUACAACUUUAUUGAAACAAUGCCAAAUUGUAUGUUACUAAUGUAAUUUUUUUUAAAUCUUUGUAUUAGAAAAUAUUUUUGUUGUCAUAAGGAUGUAGAACAAGAGACUGGGUUUUAGAGACCUUUUACUUUCAUGUGCCUCUGUUUAGGCAAAAUUUCAGUUUAAAACAUUUUAAACAGAAAUUUAAAAUUACAAAAAUCAC